Molecule: messenger RNA, 846 nt
Organism: Peniophora sp. CBMAI 1063
Lineage: Eukaryota; Fungi; Basidiomycota; Agaricomycetes; Russulales; Peniophoraceae
Source: the annotation of a GenBank genome assembly
AUGUUCUCCUUUGUUCUUCUCAGCGUACUCUUUGCGUCGGCCGUCAUCGCCGCGCCUUCAUCUUCCCCUUCGUCCUUGAACUCCACCUUUGCCGAUGCACAGGCGCAGAAGGUCGCCCAGCUUCGUCUUGCUCCGACUCAGGUCGACCGUAUCAACGUCCUCAGCGACGAAGAUCUUGUGUUCAGCUUCUCGAACCCGUCUACUCCCGUGGGCACUGUCACUGGCGCCGGCGGUCAUGCAGUGUUGGGUAUCUCCGGCAACUUCCCUGCUGUUGUUGGGAACAGCAUCUCCAUGAUCGUAGGACAUCUCGCACCCUGUGGCAUGAACACCCCGCACACCCAUCCUCGCGCCGCUGAGAUUCUCUACUCCGUCAAUGCCUCCCUCGUGAGCGGAUUCAUCAUGGAGGACGGUGCUCCGUACCGCGAAGUCAACAUCUCGGCCGGAUCAGCAACGGUGUAUCCCAUGGGCGCCGUCCACUUCCAGAUGAACCCCACUUGCGAGCCGGCGAUGUUUGUAUCCGGUCUCAACAGCGAGGACCCUGGCGCUCAGGAGGCUGCGCAACGCUUCUUUGGCCUUCCCCCCUCCAUCGUUGGCGCAACGCUCGGCGGGCUCGACGUUCAGGACGUCGCCGAGAUCGCGACUUUCAUCCCGGACAGCUUCGCGGACGGUGUGAACGCGUGUCUUGCGCGUUGUGGUAUCCAGCGGGGUUCUCAGCCUACCGCUCAGCAGGAGCCGCGGGUGUCUGCUAAUGCUUUGCCUACCGGUGUUGCGGCUUCGGCUUCGACGGCGAUCGCGACGGCCACGGGCAACGCGACUUCCGCGGCCGCGACUUCGACGGCUGCAUGA